Molecule: messenger RNA, 3641 nt
Organism: Arvicola amphibius (Eurasian water vole)
Lineage: Eukaryota; Metazoa; Chordata; Mammalia; Rodentia; Cricetidae
Gene: Nvl
Product: nuclear VCP like
Exons: 23
Coding region: 81-2627 (848 amino acids)
Biological process (GO): ribosome biogenesis
Cellular component (GO): nucleus
Molecular function (GO): preribosome binding; ATP hydrolysis activity; ATP binding
Source: RefSeq, a predicted model, not a curated record
UCCGUUUCCGGUGCAUCGGGUAAGGCGGCUGCCGCAGGCUUUGCAGCUAAGGUGAAGUACCCACGGUUGGCCCCGGCAGCAUGAAGCCCAGGCCUGCGGUGUUCGUAGACGGGAAGCUGAAGCAGCGGGUCAUUCAGUACCUCACCAGCAACAGGUGUGGCAAAUACGUGGACACUGGGAUCUUAGCAUCUGAUUUGCAAAAAAUGUACAGUGUAGAUUAUGGCCGAAGAAAAAGAAAUGCUUUUAGGAUUCAAGUAGAAAAAGUAUUUAGCAUCAUUUGUAGUGAGAAAGAACUUAAGAAUCUUAAAGAAUUAGAGGACAAACAUCUGGCAAAAAGAGCAAGACAAGAUGAAGAAGAUGAGUACACUGAAAGUUAUUCUGAUGAUGAUUCAGACAUGGAAGAUUACCCAGACCCACAGUCAGCAAAUCACAUGAACAACUCCCUGCUGUCUUUGUAUCGGAAAGGAAACUUUGACUCUGUUUCAAACACUCCGAAGUUGGACCAGGGAGAAGCCACCACUUCAACACCAUUGCUGACUUCUAAAACGAGCGUCAUGCCAUUGAAGACCCCUGCCAGAGAAUCUGAGGGAGGAUGGUUUAUUGACAAAACCCCAGGUGGAAAGAAAGACAGUCAUCUCUUGGACUUAUCAGAUGACCAAAGUAACUUAAAGCCAGAUUCUGAGAUACAGAAUUUAACAGGUUCUCUUCUGGAAAGUGAUAAGAAAAGGAAAGGUAGGCCAAAGGGCAAAGGAAACAAAAGAAAGACGGCAGAAGUAGACGGAGAAAUAGAAGCUGUUCUGCAAAAGAAAGCUAAAGCAAGGAGUGUAGAGUUGCAGAUUUCCAGUGUGAAGUUUGAAGAUGUUGGAGGCAAUGACGCAACAUUGAAAGAAGUCUGCAAAAUGCUCAUACACAUGCGUCACCCGGAGGUAUACCAGCACCUUGGUGUCGUGCCUCCUCGUGGAGUUCUCUUGCAUGGGCCACCAGGCUGUGGGAAGACAUUACUUGCGCAUGCCAUUGCUGGGGAACUUGACUUGCCAAUUCUGAAAGUGGCUGCACCAGAGAUUGUGUCAGGAGUUUCUGGAGAAUCUGAGCAAAAGCUCAGAGAUUUAUUUGACCAAGCUGUGUCAAACGCACCCUGUAUCGUUUUCAUUGAUGAAAUUGAUGCUAUUACCCCCAAAAGAGAAGUUGCUUCAAAAGAUAUGGAACGAAGAAUUGUAGCCCAGCUUCUAACCUGCAUGGAUGAUCUGAAUAACGUGGCAGCUACAGCUCGAGUUCUAGUAGUUGGAGCUACUAACCGACCAGACUCUUUGGAUCCUGCUUUAAGACGUGCAGGAAGGUUUGACCGAGAAGUAUGCCUGGGUAUCCCAGAUGAGGCUUCCAGAGAAAGAAUACUUCAAACUUUGUGCCGAAAACUAAGACUUCCAGAAACUUUCAAUUUUUGUCACUUAGCACACCUAACGCCGGGCUUUGUUGGUGCUGAUCUGAUGGCACUUUGCCGAGAAGCAGCUAUGUGUGCAGUUAAUAGGGUCUUGAUGAAGCAGCAGGAGCAGCAGAGUCCUGAGAUGGAAGGGUUGCCCCCUAAAGGAGCCCAGGAGGAGAGGCUGGGGGCUGACCCCACUUCUGAAACACAGGAUGAAUUGCGAAGGCUGUUGAGGUUGCUAAGAGACCAAGAUCCCCUCUCACAGGAACAGAUGCAAGGACUGUGCAUUGAAUUAAAUGAUUUUAUUGUUGCUCUAGCGGAAGUCCAGCCUUCUGCCAAAAGGGAAGGCUUUGUAACUGUCCCUAAUGUGACAUGGGCUGAUAUAGGCGCCCUGGAAGAUGUUAGAGAAGAGCUCAUUAUGGCAAUAUUGGCACCAGUUCGCAACCCAGACCAGUUCAGAACGCUUGGUUUGGUGACUCCAGCUGGCAUCCUCCUAGCUGGUCCCCCUGGAUGUGGAAAAACUCUGCUAGCAAAGGCUGUGGCAAAUGAGUCUGGACUAAAUUUUAUAUCCGUCAAAGGCCCUGAGUUAUUAAAUAUGUAUGUCGGUGAGAGCGAGCGUGCGGUGCGACAGGUUUUUCAGCGAGCCAAGAACUCAGCACCCUGUGUGAUAUUUUUUGAUGAAGUGGAUGCUUUAUGUCCUCGAAGAUCAGACCGAGAAACAGGUGCUAGUGUCCGUGUGGUGAAUCAGCUGCUUACAGAGAUGGAUGGGUUGGAAACACGCCAGCAAGUUUUUAUUUUGGCUGCCACUAAUAGGCCAGAUAUCAUUGACCCUGCCAUUCUGCGCCCAGGCCGGCUGGACAAAACACUCUUUGUAGGUUUGCCACCCCCAGCAGAUCGUGUUGCCAUAUUAAAGACUAUCACAAAAAAUGGCACCAAACCUCCACUGGAUGAAGAUGUAAAUUUGGAAGCAAUUGCCAGUGACCUUCGUUGCAAUUGCUAUACGGGUGCAGACCUCUCUGCUUUGGUACGAGAAGCUUCUCUCUGUGCCCUGAGACAAGAGAUGACAGGACAGAGGAAUGCGAUUGGAACAGGUGAGCUCAAGGUCAGCCAUAAGCAUUUUGAAGAAGCUUUCAAGAAAGUAAAGCCAUCUAUAUCAGUAAAGGAUCAAAUGAUGUAUGAAGCUCUGCAGAGGUCCCUCAGUCAGUGACAUUCGCAGUACCUGGCAUGGAGGUGUCCAGUGCAUGGAGCUCAGCAAGAGUCACACUCACUCUGGAGGGUCUGUUCUCAGCCUGACACAGAUGACUUCAUUGUGAGCAUUUUAUCUCCAAAUUAUUGAGACCCAACUGGAGAAGAUGAUGUUUCCCAUCUGACCAGCUUUGUGGAAAAACUUCCUACCUCUUCAUUAAGAAAAAGAAAGAAAAGGGGACUGAUAAAGCCUUUUUUAAAUAAAAUUUUAUUUUGAAAUAUCUUGAUCAUAUAUAAAGUUACAAAAAACUUUUCCUGAGAAGUGCUCACCUCACUCCCUAUCACCCCGGAUACACAUUCAUGUAGGUUUUCUGUAAACCAGGAUAUUUUCCUAUAUAACCAACCUGUCAAAAACACUGACACAUUGUUACUAUUAUCGAGUUCCAGCCGUCUUUCUUAGCUGCUCUAAUGUCAUUUCUAGUAAAAGGGUCUAGUCUAAAUUAGCUAUUCCAGUGUGUUAAGUUUUCUAGUUCCCUUGUAGUUUCCAACAGUUUUUGUUGUUGUUGUUGUUGGGUUUUUGUUUGGAAACAGUUUGUAUAUAUCCUUGACUUGCCUGGAACUUAUAUUUAGCAUAGGCUGGCCUCAAACUCCCAGAGACCCACUUGCCUCUGCCUCCUAAGUGUUCUGUGUUCCCCAAAGCCAGCUCUUUUGGAGUUCAUAGGUCAGUGAUUGGGUUCACUUAGUUGGCAUCUUUUUGAAGAUAGAGUAGUAAACUGCACUGUCUCGGGUGUCACCUAAGACCAUCACUCUGGUCGCUUGGUUCAAGUGCUUCUGAUAGGCUUCUUUGUAGGAAGAUAUUUUCACCUGUUACUCAUGCAUUCCACCCUCACAGGAUUCAGAGUAUAAUUUUUUUAAUUUAUCUUUCAUUAUCAUGAUUUGAUUUUCAGAUUGUCUCAGAUUGUAUCUUUAGUGGAUUUCUAAGAUGUUUUGUGAGUGAUUUUUUUUUUUUUGUGUUUUGUUUUUUUUGUUUUUCGAG